AGCCAUUUUGGCUCAAGCCGCUCUGGCUCAAAACGGUGAGAAGAAGAGCAACAGGGCCAGCCCCGCCUGGGUAGCUUCUGGCCGGAGGCCGCCUCCGCCGCCGCCAUGUCCCAUCGCAAGUUCGAGCAUCCCCGGUGCGGCAGCCUGGGCUUCCUGCCGCGCAAGCGCACCAACACCACUUCGGCAAGAUCAAGAGCUUCCCGAAGGACGACGAGAAGAAGCCGCCGCACCUGACCGCCUUCAUGACCUACAAGGCUGGCAUGACCCACAUCGUCCGCGACGUGGACCGGCCGGGCUCCAAGCUGCACAAGAAGGAGGUGGCCGAGGCCGUCACCAUCCUCGAGGCUCCUCCGAUGAUCGUUGUCGGCUUCGUGGGCUACGUGGAGACGCCGCGCGGCCUGCGCGCGCUCACCACGGUGUGGGCUGGCCACCUGAACGAGGAGUGCAGGCGCCGCUUCUACAAGGCGUGGCACAAGUCUAAGAAGAAGGCGUUCACCAAGUACGGCAAGAAGUGGGAGGAUGCCGCCAAGGCCGGGGGUGACGCCCCCAUGGCGGCGGAAAUCGCGCGCGCCAAGAAGUACUGCCAGGUCAUCCGGGCGAUAUGCCACACCCAGGUCACCAAGGUGAAGAUUGGUGCGAAGAAGGCCGUCAUCAAGGAGAUCCAGAUCAACGGCGGCACCACCGAGGCUAAGGUCGACUACAUCAUGGGCUUGUUCGAGCAGGAGGUGAAGGUCGCAGAUGUGUUCAAGUCGAGCGAGAUGGUCGACUGCAUCGGGGUCUCGGCUGGCCGCGGCUUCAACGGCGUCGUCACGCGCUGGGGCGUCACCCGGCUGGCACGCAAGUCCCACCGCGGCCUGCGCAAGGUCGCGUGCAUCGGCACCUGGCACCCAGCGAGGGUCCAGUUCCAGGUGCCUCGAUCCGGCCAGAAGGGGUACGGACACCGGACAGAGAUCAACAAGAAGAUCUAUCGCAUCGGCAAGAACGUCAAGGAGGACCCCAACAGCGCCACGACCGAAAACGAUUUGACCGAGAAGGGCAUCACCCCCCUGGGCGGCUUCUCCCACUACGGCGAGGUGAAUGAGGACUGGGUCAUGGUGAAGGGCGGUGUCGUGGGCACUCGCAAGCGCGUGAUCACGCUCCGGAAGUCGCUGCUGCCGCAGGUGAGGCGCAAGGCGCUGGAGGAGGUCUCCUUGAAGUUCAUUGACACGUCGUCCAAGAUGGGCCACGGCCGCUUCCAGACGGCAGAAGAGAAGGCGAAAUUCUUCGGCACGGCGAGCCAGCCGGCCAAGAAGGCCAAGAAGGAGAAGAAGGACGAGACCGAGGCCCAGGAGGCGUGAUGAGGAGGCCUGGCUGGCAAGCUCCUCCUCCCGCGCUUUGCCUCUCCUCCGGUCGGCCUGUAGCACCCUCCCUCGGCUGCAGCAGGCGGCCGGACCAGAGGCUCUCUGGAGGCGCUGAGGCGUGGCGGAGCCCCCAACAACAUCCGUC
Messenger RNA from Prorocentrum cordatum, 1485 nucleotides. NCBI's taxonomy places the organism in Eukaryota, Dinophyceae, Prorocentrales, Prorocentraceae. The record is from the annotation of a GenBank genome assembly.